CCUGCAGACUCCGGGACAGCAGCCAAACUGAUGCCAUCUCAAGAAGAGGAACGCAACAAAAUGGCAGGAAAUUCCUACUUGGUUUGCUCCCAUAAGAAAAAGAAAUUCUUUUCAAAAGUGGCUGCCGAGCAUUCUGUCUUUUCAACCAGGACAUUUUAAGACACCAGCAUGUCGAUGGAGAAGAAGGUUGUGUUGAUCACAGGAUGCUCAUCUGGGAUUGGACUCAGCUUGGCUGUUCGAUUGGCCUCUGACACCAGCAAAGUGUUCAAAGUGUAUGCCACAAUGAGGAACCUGGCCAAGAAAGAACGACUUUUAGACUGUGUAAAAGGUCUGCACCAGGAUACGUUGGAAAUACUUCAAAUGGAUGUGACUGAUAGACAAUCCAUCCUGACAGCACGAGACAAAGUUGUGGAAAAACGGGUGGACAUUCUGGUGUGUAACGCCGGUGUGGGUUUGAUGGGACCCCUGGAGGUUCAGUCCUUAGACUCAAUGAGGCAUAUUCUGGAGGUCAACCUUCUUGGCACCAUCCAGACCAUGCAGGUGUUCUUGUCAGGGAUGAAAGCUCAAGGUCAGGGCCGGAUUCUGGUCACGGGCAGCACUGGAGGGCUUCAUGGUCUUCCUUUUAAUGAGGUGUACUGUGCCAGUAAGUUUGCAAUUGAAGGCGCAUGUGAGAGUCUGGCUGUCCUCCUGCAACGCUUUAACAUACAACUCAGUCUCAUUGAGUGUGGUCCAGUCAACAGUGACUUCUUGAUUAACCUGCAGAAGGCAGAGCUCGGGGAUUCAUCCCUGCAACAGGUUGAUGGACAGACGCUCAGUCUGUAUGAAAAAUACCUGCAACACUGCAGCAUGGUUUUCCAAAAUGCUGCACAGGACACUGAAGAUAUUGUUGAGGUAUUUCUUGAUGCCAUCCAUUCCACCAGUCCUGCAUUCAGAUACUUCACCAACAGCGUCAUGCCACCUGUUACCAAGCUGAAGGUCCCAGAACCAGAUGGAAUGGAAUACAUCAAAGCUAUGAGCAAGAUCAUUUUUGCAGAUGAGGACCAAUAACUGCAGAAAUGUUGCUUUUUCAUUCAAGCAACCACUUUAUCUGCAAACUUUGGCCUAAAUGAAAAGAAUAGUGUUUGUUUUUUCUAAUUUUAGCUUCUGGGGCAAAGGUGAUGAAGUGAGUUUUGUAAGAGGAGUUUGCAAAAAAAAAAAAUGCAACUCCACAUUCUAUAUUUGUCUGAGAGUUAUUGCUUGUGGAGUAAUAUUUGAUAAGGAUUACAUAUAUUGUUUUAAGUCUUUCCACAACCUUUACAUUAGUUUAUUUCAACAAAGCUUUUAUCUUACAUUCCAUAUUUUCUCUGGGAUUGCAGUGCUUCAUGCUAGGCUCUUGCAUUAGAUUGUUGAAACUGAAAAUUUUCUAAAAAUGUACCCAUGUAACUCUAGUUUGCUAUUUUUAACGCAUGGGGGAAAAAAACUGUCUCAUCUUAAAGCAAGAGGCAAAAACUGGCUGAAUGGUGGUCUAUGUAAAGACCCAAAACCUGGAAUAAUUAUUGUGUGUCAUGUUAUAUUAAUAUUCACACAUACAUACAAAAUUAUACAUGUAUGUAUAUGUGUAUUUGCAUGUGUGCAUUUUGCAGUUUUUACUUAUAAAAGAAAAAGUUAUCUAAGUCAAACUGAUCCUAAAGUGAAAAGCAAUAACAGUUUUUUUAAAUGCAAAUAUGGGGGCAAAGUUUCAAAGAAACAGACAGCAUUGCAUCACUGCAUCAUGAGAUGUUCAGUGUACUCAGUGAAAGGCGCGUGACAAGACGUCAGCCAAAGCAAACACAAUACAAAGAAAUCCAAUUGAACUUUUAAUCAAAGAUAUAUGAAACAAAGGAUUCCUGGAAGUCUUUUCUCUUUCAGCAAGAAUCGAACAGGGUUAGAAGUCAAAAAAUGUUUACAAACAUUUGUCUAAUUUGAAUUUUACUAAUUUUAAGUUACAUUUGAACAAACUGCUGAGACAUUAAAUUGUUGCACAAGGUUUCAUGGAUCAAAGUCUCAGCAGACAGUCGUUGACUCUGUAAUGUUUAAUUCAGUCAGGGGAUUAGCCUGUCCUCUUCUGACAUGAGACAGGUUAUCUUGUCUGUACAUCUACGUCUUGCGUAUCUGACCUAUUUUUUGACAUGCCUGACUGAGACUCUCAAAUCCUUUCCUGAUUAGGUGCUCUAAUUCCUUUCUGAGGAUCCUUUUUUUUUUGGAUCCAACAGCAACAAGUUUGGCCAUGUUAGCUCACAACCCUUUAAGAUAAAAGCACAGACAUGUGAGCACUUUAAAAUGCAAUGUAUUAUGUGGAUCUGUAAUUCUGGGAUUUAAGGGUGCUGCAAGUACAAAUAAUUUUUCACAUUCGGUCUGGAGAGAUGACUUGACAACAUUUUUUUCAAGAUAUUUUAAAUAAAUCAAAUGCUUGCCUGCUACCUUA
Messenger RNA from Gambusia affinis (western mosquitofish), 2443 nucleotides. It is a transcript of the gene hsd17b1, whose product is annotated as hydroxysteroid (17-beta) dehydrogenase 1. Gene Ontology annotation, cellular component: cytoplasm. The coding region runs from base 169 to 1047 and encodes 292 amino acids. The record is from RefSeq and is a predicted model, not a curated record. Gene Ontology annotation, biological process: estrogen biosynthetic process. The transcript has 7 exons. Gene Ontology annotation, molecular function: estradiol 17-beta-dehydrogenase [NAD(P)+] activity. NCBI's taxonomy places the organism in Eukaryota, Metazoa, Chordata, Actinopteri, Cyprinodontiformes, Poeciliidae.